CACUCAGCUGGCGCACCUCUGUCAGGCACAGGAUGCAUGCACCGGGCACCAGAGCAAAGAUGUCCAGCAUCUUUGCCUAUCAGAGCUCUGAGGUGGAUUGGUGUGAGAGUAAUUUCCAGCACUCGGAAUUGGUGGCCGAGUUCUACAAUACGGUCAGCAAUGUGUUCUUCCUCAUCUUUGGACCCCUCAUGAUGUUCCUCAUGCAUCCUUAUGCCCAGAAGCGUUCCUGGGGUUUCUAUGGAGUGUCAGUCCUCUUCAUGGUCACCGGUUUGUUCUCCAUGUAUUUCCACAUGACACUCAGCUUUGUGGGGCAGCUGCUGGAUGAGAUCUCCAUCCUGUGGUUGUUGGCCAGUGGAUACAGUAUGUGGAUGCCCCGCUGCUACUUCCCCAAGUUCAUCAAGAGGAAUAGGUUCUACUUCAGCUGCCUGGUAAUUAUGACCACUAUUAUCAGCACCUUCCUGACGUUUGUGAAGCCCACAGUCAACGCAUAUGUCCUCAACAGCAUCGCCAUACACAUCCUCUACAUUGUGCAUAAAGAGUACAAGAAGACUAGCAAUGGGGAUCUUCGGCAUCUGAUUGUGAUUUCUGUGAUCUUAUGGGCUGCUGCACUGACCAGCUGGAUCAGUGACCGUGUACUUUGCAGUUUCUGGCAGCGGAUUCACUUCUUCUACCUGCAUAGCAUUUGGCAUGUCCUCAUAAGUAUCACUUUUCCUUAUGGUAUUGUGACCAUGGCCCUGGUGGAUGCCAAGUAUGAGAUGCCAGAUGAAACCCUCAAAGUCCACUACUGGCCUCGGGACAGCUGGCUCAUUGGGCUACCCUAUGUGGAGAUCCAGGAGAAUGACAAGAACUGCUGAGCUCUGAUGUAGUCUCUACUCUCCGACCAGCCAACCAGUCUCCUGUGUACUGAGGAUACAGGACAGGACAAGGCUUUCAGCGGACACACUUGCAGGCCGCUCCUUCACCCCCCGCCUAUGCUCCUUGCCCUGCUCUGUUGGCACAGGAUAGACUUACUUGUGGCACGGGGGUACUAGUUUGGUGAUUGAGGGGCAGGGGUUGCCUGGUGUGUGGAAUGACUGGCCUGUGUCCUGCUUCUGUCUAUGAGAGCACAGCUUCUCCAUGGCCACUGAUGUGGUAGGUGGGUGGGUGGGUGGGUGGGUAGGUGGGUGGGUGGCUGAUACAGCACCUGCUUGGAGCAGGAUGCUUGGUCUCUGGCAGCUUGCACAUCAGGGACUAUUUAUGAGUGUUAUAGAUUCAACUGGGUCAUGACUGUAUUCUAGGAAAGUGGGGAGUAGCCAAAGAACAUUCUAGACCCCACCACAUACAGAUAGGCAUGUGUAUAGAGACCUCUUUGAAUCACCACAUGCACUCAGGGAAAAGUGUUGAACAUGAGAGCCAUGAGUGAGGAAAAUAAGAGGGCUAAGCUGGGUGACAUCAUGGGACACUUAGAGGGGAGAGUAGUGGGAAAGGGGUUUCCAUGAUGGCUAAGGACACAGAGUUAGACGUGCCAAAGCUUGACUUUCUGCUCCACAGUAUUCAACUUACAUAGUCCUGAGGGGUAUGACGUUUCAAAUGCCAUUUGUAAAUAAAAUUUCAUUCCCUCCUGGGAUUUCUGUUGAUUAAAAUUAGCUCACGUGUGUGAA
Mastomys coucha (southern multimammate mouse) is the source of this 1640-nucleotide messenger RNA. It is a transcript of the gene Acer1, whose product is annotated as alkaline ceramidase 1. The transcript has 6 exons. Lineage: Eukaryota; Metazoa; Chordata; Mammalia; Rodentia; Muridae. Bases 33 to 854 code for a protein of 273 amino acids. Gene Ontology annotation, cellular component: membrane. Gene Ontology annotation, molecular function: hydrolase activity, acting on carbon-nitrogen (but not peptide) bonds, in linear amides. The record is from RefSeq and is a predicted model, not a curated record. Gene Ontology annotation, biological process: ceramide metabolic process.